GAGCACCGACUCGAGAAAACUAAUAUUCUAUGAGAACCAGGUAUUUUUUCAAAAACAAAUUACGACACAUUACUCCUCCACGCGCCCCAGAUGUUGUUUCUGGGUUAAUAGAAAAUUGUAUGAAAUACAGCCAUUCUCGACUAUCACUGUGCUAAUAAUUAAUGACUGUGAAAAUAGAAGCAUAUCGAUUGUUUGUCGGGCGUGUAGUAGUGUAUGGUAUUGGUACCGUAGACUCGGUGACAGACACAGCCAGGCUAGCUAACAUGCAGCACAGCCUCCGUGAUGUGCGCGUGCUUUUCACUGUGAAACAAUGACUUAACAUUUAGUUGUAACGACAUCUGCUACGCAGAUCGGCCUUUGUGAGGAGGUUACAUACCAAAGCUGACCUAUAAUUAACUAAGAUGAGGAUGACUUGUGUGGCUCCUAUGGACAGAGGAAGUCUUGUUCACCAGGACGUGAACUGUGUGCUACUGUCAAGCUAUCGACCCAAUUGGUGACUGCGUACCAGUUUUAUCGGAUACAUUGAAGAAACAUGAUGGCGAUCGUGUGUGGCAUGUUUGUGUGAUGCAGGUUUGGUACAUGUGUUCACGAUUGACAGUAUGACUGGAAAUUAUAAGAUGCGUUGGUGUGAGUGAGCCACCACACUGCCAACGAUCGCGGUGGUUUACUGAACCCCCCGGGCCGUGCUGACACUGGUCGAUACAUAUCCCGUGCAUGUAAAUGAAAUGUCCAGGAAACAAAAUGCUUCAAAGUACAGAUCUAGUUCUCACAGAUAAGCUGUUAGGAGCUGUGGUCGGCUCCGCAAUGAAGCAGCAUUGACGACGGUUGUUUGUGACUAGUCAUGUCUACAAUUCGUAGGGCUUAUAUGGAAAUAUCUAACGGUAUCAGAGGACUAAGAUUUAACCGAGAACAACAGAACCAGCAGGGACAACAACAACAACAACAACAGCAACAGCAACAACAACAAACAGCAGUGUCAGCUAGGGAAACAACAGGUCAAACGAGAAUAGCCAAUGGAGGUGCGAUGAGUGCCAGAGUAGUCCGAUCUCCGAAACCUCUCAUAGCCAGAAAAAUCCGGAGUUUAUUCGGUAGGCAUCAACCAGAAACAAUACAUGAUCUAUUCAUGUAUGAGCGGUUUUUGUCGAAAUUUUUCAUGUAUUUUUCAGCUGAGGAGAGAGGUGUACUAUCACAGGUGUGCUUGACAUGGAAGGCUAUCUUGUACCAUCCCCGCUUCUGGCUGGACGUCAUUCCGAUUAUAUCCUGCCGCGACCUCAGUCGCGAGGAGGACAUGAGGCGGAUCUUUUAUGAGAGCCUACAGAUGAGGAGUUUUGACUCGAUAUGCUUGUUUGGGGCCACAGACGACGAUCUCGUGGACUUUGUCAACCACUUUUCAACGUGUAAAAAACAAUUACGUUCCGUGGGUUUGCGUUGCUCCAACGUUACAGACACUGGGAUGGAACAGCUGUUUAAACGGAUGCCUUGUAUAUAUCGACUUGAACUUUCAGGGUGCAAUGAACUCACGGAAACGGGACUUUGGUCGUGUCUUAAUUCAAAAAUCGUCUCGUUGACGAUAAAUGACUGUAUCAAUGUGGCCGAUGACACAGUUGGUGCCAUUGCUCAGUUGCUUCCGUCGUUGUACGAAUUGAAUCUACAAGCGUACCACGUGACUGACGCCGCUUUGGCGUUUUUCAGUGCCAAACAGAGUUACAGUUUGUCGUUACUAAGGUUACAUUCCUGCUGGGAAAUAACAAACCACGGGAUAGUUAAUAUAGUACAUUCCCUACCCAACCUUACCGUCCUCAGUUUGUCCGGGUGCAGUAAAAUUACGGACGACGGUGUGGAACUUAUCGCAGAAAAUUUACGUAAGCUACGGUCGCUAGAUCUGUCCUGGUGUCCGCGUAUUACGGACGCUUCCCUCGAAUACAUUGCCUGCGACCUGAGUCAGUUGGAGGAGCUUGUACUUGACAGGUGUUCUCACGUGACGGAUAUAGGCGUUGGUUAUCUGUCCACAAUGACGUCACUUCUACGACUAUACUUACGGUGGUGCACACAGAUAAGAGAUUUUGGGUUGCAGCAUAUGUACUCCAUGCGGAAUCUACGAAUGCUUUCUCUUGCAGGCUGUACCUUGGUGUCCAGUCAGGGCCUUUGUGGACUCACGCAGCUAAGGAACCUCGAGGAGCUGGAACUGACCAAUUGCCCUAGUGCCACCAAAGAGGUGUAUCUAUACCUCAGAGAAAAUAUGACCACUUGUCUCGUGCUUGACUAGCUAAAAAGAUACACAAUAAGGUGUGCCGUUGUGGCAGAAUCGCAGCUAUGUAUUUUGUACCGGAUGUCACGUGUUUGCAUACAGCCGCAAGUCUCGCGGGGACUAGCGGGGAAGAUACAGGUUAUCAAUUUGAUUGGUAGUCAAGUAGUUUGAAUCAAGUCGUUGGAUGAGUCCUAGCUACAGGCAUCCGUGGCUCGACCAUGUUGUAACAAACAGGUGACAUUAAGACGACGGUUCUAGAAAAAGGUGUGUACUAACCGGAUAUAGUUUGUGUAGGGUAUCCUGUGCACGUUACAGCAAUGGUGAUAUUCAUAGAAAUCGGGUCGAGGAUGGUACGGAACGACCGGAUAUGACAUCAUACGUGGAAGGGACACUUUCUGUCAGAAGGUACAUGGUCAAUACUAGAGAAUCCUCGUACCGUUUUCAUCCGUCACAAAUAUUGACCUUACUCGUGUCUGUAAUGUUAGAGAGAAGCACGUCGCCCCUUCGUCAGUGGAACCAUUGUACAGUCUCUUAUUUCAUGCCAGUAUAUUUUCACUCCAAGUUUGACCAUGUGCCUUCAGUGUAGCCAGCUACUGCUGGAGAAAUCAGGGCCUGGAAGCCAGUGAUUUGGCCCAUUGAAGCGCUAUGCACUAGUAACCCUAUUAGGGUGUGUGGUGUUCUCAGGAUGAUCGUUCUUAUGUAUAUAAUGUCCAAGUUCGUAGCAAAUGUAUUUUUCUGUGGAAAUCCCAAAGUACAAUUUUUAUCUUAAAACAGAGAUUAUUAUGUGAUACUAAUUGGUUAGAUAUUUCCAGUUGUGUUCAUUGUGACAUUCUGACUGUUGCAUUUUGUGAUCGUCAAGUUUACAUAUCUAUCAAAGCUAACAAGCAAUCGUCGGUUACUUGUUCUAUAUACUUUAGUGUUUUCUUGUAACAUUCCCAUUCUUGAUGUGUUCCAUAUCCCUAAUUUGCUCAUUGUUUUAAUUAAAUAUCAAUACACAAAUACUGAUGACGUAGUUCCCCCAUGUCGGCGAAGGUUGUGACUAUUGUAGUGUCGUAAAUCGUACCUCUUCAAACAAUAUUCUGUACAACGAUUUUUCAAUAAUGGUUUUAAUCCUAUCUUUCAAUAAUGUUUUGUUGGUGUGACAGCAGUGAUGAGUUAGACCAAGGUUGUUUGACCAGAGUAACCAGACAAUUUAUUAAAUACAUGUAGAUGGUAAGUUCACCUUGUCCCGAAAGUCGACAAAAAUCCUGAAAAUAUAUCUAAUAGUCACGGAUGAUUGUACGCUAAAUAUAUCAUUCCGGUUCUCCAACGAUCCGAAAUAUCUUGGAUAUAAAUAGUCCCCCUCAUAAGAAUAGACAGGAUUCCCUGCCAUCCGUAUGACUUCACUUCGAAAAACUGAAAGACUAGAUUUCCUGUUUAAGUCCAAUUUCUCUCAAAUAGACCAUGCUCGAUGUUAUUUCGAAGGGAGCCAAGCGGGAAGUGGUAAAAUUACGACAGCCAAUCUAGUAUAAAAGCUAGAAAGAUUGAAGAGAGACACCUAAAACAGAUAGGAAUACUCGCCUAGCAGUGACUGGAAUAGUUUCAUAGCUUAUAAUGUGUUUUCUUUCGAUGUCUGUUUCCUAGAACAUUAGCUGAGAAGGAGCAAGUCAUUCUUUCAUCCCCCAUCCCAACAAAAA
Pecten maximus is the source of this 3924-nucleotide messenger RNA. RefSeq names its product F-box/LRR-repeat protein 16-like. The record is from RefSeq and is a predicted model, not a curated record. Gene Ontology annotation, molecular function: protein binding. The transcript has 3 exons. Bases 842 to 2266 code for a protein of 474 amino acids. NCBI's taxonomy places the organism in Eukaryota, Metazoa, Mollusca, Bivalvia, Pectinida, Pectinidae.